CACAGGCAUCAGUAAAAGAUGGUGAGAGGCGGGAAGAACGUUGAGGAAGCUGAAAAGCAUCCUUGUUUUCCUCCUCGUCCUGUUGAGCUGUUGACUUUUCUCUCCGUCCGUCUAACUUCCUUCCCACCCAAUGAUCCACUUUCACCCGCCUCUCUCUCUCUCUCUCUCUCUCUCAGCCUUCUCCCUCCCUCCAUCUCUCUAUCUCUCACCGUUCAUUCAGCAGCUCAGAGAGCGUCACAGACACACACCCGCACACACACCAGCGACUCCCGGGCUGUAAACGUUAGCCGUCUGAUGGGGUCAGAUCGGCUCCUCUUGCUGGCUUUUUAGGAGCGGGAUCAAGACUUCUCCUCUGCAGCCAAGCUGUCCUGUCCUCCUUUCAUUCUCUUUCGCUUCUCUUUGCCUUUCUCUCAGAGCUUCGUUCUAAUUUUGGAAACAUGGAACCUCGGGGAGUGCUCUCCCUAAGCUAUUUACAUCCUUGCUGCUCUUCCUCCCCUUUAUACUCCUCCUCCUCUUCUCUCCCCGUCGUCAGCCAGGAGGCGAACAGUGAGAAGACCCUUUGAUGUUGCGGAGCAGGGGGAACUCGGCUUCUCCUUCGUCUGGGAUUUUUUUUUUUUUUUUUUUUGUCGUUCGGCUCACAGAAUCACUCGGCAGGACGGGAAUUACUCGGUACCAGCUGGCUUCAGUCUGUUGGUAUUUUUGCCCCCGAAUGGCCGCUGCAACAGAAGAAGCAAACUUUCCUCUCCCUCAGCUGAAACCUUGACAGGUACCUCUCACAGCGCACCCGCCGUCGUCGCGGUUUUCAGGAGCCAGCCGAGGAUUUAGGGAGAUCUGUGCAGGCUUGGUGUUUUCUCAUUUACUUUGACUCAAAUCCCUCAAUCCCAUUGGAGAGAAUACUUCCUGGAACUCACACCUACUAUGACGGAGGAGAGGAUUUUGCUCAAGGUGAUAGUGGCCGGUCAACACAACUUGUCCUGAGUGACCACAGGAGACCCAAGGAGAUCUGCAAUCCCAGUUUAGGCUGGAUCAUACAAUAAAACUCUCAUUUUUGACUUUUUUCUGAGUAUUUUGUCACACUUGCCAGGACAGUUGAGCCAUAAUUCAGUAUUUUUUUUAUUUUUUUUGCCACAAUCCAUGGCAGAUGUAGUCCUUCCUAAGCUAUGCUGGUACCUCUGAGGAAGAGCUGACUCCCCCCACCCACCCACCCACCCCCCCAUCACAAACUUAUGCAGCAGCGUUUGUCCUGGCAUGCUGUUACAUCCCACCGUGUCAGGAUUGUGCACCAUGCUGCAGACCAUCUACGAGACUGAGUCCUGCUUUUCCUCCGCCAGCACAGACAGCCACCACCAGCCUCUGGAGCUCCUGACCGGCAACAGGGGCUGUGGUGCUGACAUGACCGCUGCGGUCUUGGAGGUGAACAGCAGCCUGCCAUCAGGCAUGCAGAGUCCAGUGGAAGCAACAAGUGAGCAGAGAGGAGGAGGUGGGGAAGGCGGGGCUGGCCCUGGAGAAUGCCCAGGUGGAGGCGGAGGCCCAGUGGACCUGAGAACAGAGCCCAGGGUGGGCUCUCUGUCUGGUGGUGGAGCAGUGGACACAACCCUGAGAGAGCAACAGCUUCAGCAGGAACUGGUGCUCCUCAAGCAGCAGCAGGAACUCCAGAAGCAGCUGCUGUUUGCCGAGUUUCAGAAAAAACAUGAAGUGCUAACACGACAACACGAGGUUCAGCUGCAAGAGCACUUAAAGCAACAACAGGAGCUGCUGGCAGCAAAGCGACAGCAGGAGUUGGAGCACAAGAGGAAACUGGAGCAACAGAGACAUGAAGAACAGGAGAAGCAGAGACUGGAGCAACAACUGUUGCUGCUGAGGAACAAAGAGAAAGGGAAAGAGAGUGCCAUUGCCAGCACAGAGGUGAAGCUCAAGCUGCAGGAGUUCCUUCUCAGUAAGAAAGAGCCUGGUCCAGGAGGACUCAACCAUUCCUUCUCCCCAAAGUGCUGGGGAGGCCAGCACACCUCUCUGGAGCAGAGCUCUCCCCCUCAGAGUAACACCCCCGGGACCCCUCCCUCCUAUAAGCUCCCCCCUCUGCUCGGCAACUACGAGGGCAAAGACGACUUCCCCCUCCGAAAGACAGUCUCAGAGCCGAACCUGAAGGUGCGCUCCAGGCUCAAGCAGAAAGUGGCAGAGAGGCGCAGCUCCCCGCUCCUUCGCAGGAAGGACGGCACUGUCAUCAGCACCUUUAAGAAAAGGGCCAUCGAGAUAUCAGUUUCCUCCGUCUGUAACAGUGCUCCAGGUUCAGGUCCCAGCAGUCCCAACAGUUCCAAUACGGCCAUCGCCAACGGCAACACGGGAUCAGUCCCCAACAUCCAGACCGAGCUGAGAUCUCUCCAUCAGACGCUGGGGGCUGAUGGGACAUUGAGUCCUCUUAGUCUCUACACCUCACCCUCCCUGCCCAAUAUCUCUCUAGGCCUCCCUGCCAACACACACAUUACAGCACCCCAGAAGCUGUCCACCCAGCAAGAGGCAGAGCGUCAGGCCAUCCAAUCCGUACGAGGGGGCGGAGCUCUAACAGGGAAGUUUCUCUCCACUUCCUCCCUACCAGCAGGUGCCGCACAUGAUGUGGAGGCUCCGCCCCCCACCUCUCAUUCAGCCCAUUCCUCGCUGUUACAACACGUGCUGCUGUUGGAGCAGGCCCGACAACAAACUGCUAUGCUAGUGCCCAUGUACAGUCAAUCACCGCUGGUUACCGCAGAGAGAGGCGUAACCACCGGAAUGCGGCCCGUCAACAAGCUGCCCCGCCAUCGACCGUUGGCUCGCACACAAAGCGCACCUUUACCCCAGUCGCCCCAGGCCCUGCAGCAGCUGGUGGUCCAGCAGCAGCACCAGCACUUCCUCGAGAAACACUACAAGAUGCUAUCGAAGGGGGGAGACCUCCCAAGACCGCCACCGACCCACCCCGAGGAGACAGAGGAGGAGCUAACAGAGACCAGUGACAUGCAGGAGGAUGAAGGGGCAGUUCCUAACAGAUUGCAUAAGGAGGGAUCCGAUGACAGCAGCCACUCAUCUGAGCGACUGCACAUAAAGGAGGAGGAGGAGCCCAGGAUUAUGCAUGUCAAAGGCGAGAGCACGGAGAGUGAGCUGGAUGAAGACGAGGAUGAUGAUGAUGUCAUUCAGCUAAGGGAGAGCGAGGAAGAGGAAAGGGGCGGCUACAUGCAGCAGUCCUUGCAGCAUCUGAGUGUGUUCUCGUCCUCGCUGCCCCACAGACCUCUGGGAAGAGCCAAGUCGUCCCCUGCGACCGCUGUCAAUCCCAUCAAACACCUCUUCACCACCGGGUUGGUGUAUGAUAGCUUGAUGCUGAAACAUCAGUGUGUGUGUGGCAAUGCUCACAUUCACCCAGAGCAUGCUGGGAGGGUCCAAAGCAUCUGGUCCAGACUGCAGGAGACCGGCUUACUGAGCCGCUGUGAGAGGAUUCGUGGGCGAAAAGCAUCUCUAGAUGAGAUCCAGUCGGUCCAUUCAGAGUUCCACACCCUGCUUUAUGGAACUAGCCCGCUCAAUCGGCACAAACUGGACCACAAGAAGCUUCUGGGUCCUAUCAGCCAGAAGAUGUAUGCUGUUCUUCCCUGUGGAGGAAUAGGGGUGGACAGUGACACAGUGUGGAAUGAGAUGCACUCGUCAGCAGCGGUUCGCAUGGCAGUGGGCUCAGUUAUUGAGCUGGCCUUUAAAGUGGCCGCAGGGGAGCUGAAGAACGGCUUUGCAGUCGUGCGUCCACCUGGUCACCAUGCUGAGGAAUCCACAGCCAUGGGGUUUUGUUUCUUCAAUUCAGUAGCCAUCACUGCCAAGCUGCUGCAACAGAAGCUCGGCGUGGGAAAGGUCCUGAUUGUGGACUGGGACAUUCACCAUGGCAACGGCACCCAGCAGGCCUUCUACAAUGAUCCCAACGUGCUCUACAUAUCCCUGCACCGGUACGAUGAUGGAAACUUCUUUCCUGGCAGUGGAGCACCAGAGGAGGUUGGUUCAGGUGCAGGAGUUGGCUUUAAUGUGAACAUAGCAUGGACCGGAGGAGUGGAGCCUCCUAUGGGUGAUGUGGAGUACCUCGCUGCCUUCAGGAGUGUGGUGAUGCCCAUCGCCCAGCAGUUCAGUCCAGAUGUGGUCCUGGUGUCUGCAGGCUUUGAUGCGGUGGAAGGUCAUCAGUCUCCUCUGGGCGGCUACAAUGUCUCUGCACAAUGUUUCGGUACGCUGACGCAGCUGCUGAUGGGACUGGCAGGUGGGCGGGUUGUAAUGGCGCUCGAGGGCGGCCAUGACCUGACUGCUAUCUGUGACGCAUCAGAGGCCUGUGUUUCUGCACUCCUCGGAGAUCUGUGUGACUCUGGCUUUCAGUGGCCUCAGGAGAAGCCAUGUCCAAAGGCCUGCGCUUCUUUGGAGAGAGUGAUAGAGAUCCAGAAUAAGCACUGGCCCUGUCUCCAGAGCUCGUCUCAAAGCAGCGGCCACUCCUUCCUGCCAGGGUCCCCGGGAGCUCAGGGCCAGUCUGAGAGGGACGAGGCGGAAACGGUCAGCGCCAUGGCCUCGCUGAGUGUUGAUGUGGAGCAGCCAGCCUCGGUUCCUGAAACCACAGAAUCCAGCAGGCCAACGGAGGAGCCAAUGGAGGAAGAGCCUGUCUUGUAAAGAGGAGCUCAAACCUUAAGCACACAAAAACACCUUCACCUCCUUCUAGCACCUCCUCGUUCUCCUUUUCCUGCUCCUCCACAGAGUGUGUAUGUACACACACACACACACAUACACCUAAGCAGUGGGGGACUGAAUCGUUGUGGAGGACUCCCGAUUGGCUGAGAACAUCCAAACGAGGCAGGGUGAAAGCGAGUCCUGUACAAAAACGGGGACAUCUGUUUUCUUCUGGUUUGCCCGUCAAAGGAGGCGCAGACGACUUGUUGGCAUCUCCGUGGAAACCAAAGACGAGGAGCGUCAGCAAGGUUGCGUUUUCUGUACACCACCAGUACACGACAUCACCGAACGUCGUCCGAUCGUUCUGCUUUUCUAUUUCCUAACUACUCCUCUGUUUCCACUGAGGGAUGUUUACUGUGGAAAUGAAGAAAAAAACAACUUUCAUCCGGUCGAAGUGUCCGACGACAAGCUGACGACUGGUCUUCUUGUGUCUGUCGGUGAACACACGGAAGUCGCUCGUUUGAGGAGAAACCCAGUUUUACAAAGACCGGGGGAGCAAGAACUAUAGGUGCCUUUUUUUCUGUCGGAUAACACAAAUUAUUCAAUCAAAAUCCACACAUCACUGCCAGUGCACCUCAGCCAACCAAACAGCCAACGAGGACUGGAGAAGCGGUCGAUAGGGCACACAUGGCCACACAUACACUGCUGUUGCUUCAGUCGCUCAGUGUAUCUCUGUUGUAUACGCGUUUCAUCAUCUGAAUGCCUUAGUUUUUCAUCUUUUUUUGGACAAAGAUGGGUAGAGGGGAUCAGAAGAGCUCAUAAGCUGUAAUCUUUUCAGGUAUUCCCAAAAGACUCUUCUGAUGUUUCCUGAGAGUCGUCAGUACAAGUGGAAACGUUUGUUAAGGAGCUCAUUUGAAUGUUUGUAGUACAGUUAAUGUAACAUAGUGACUCUGAGGGAAUGAUCCCAGGAUCAGCUCACCUUCUCUCAGAAACAAACAUUAUUAUUGGUUUCACUUGUUUCCGUUGAAAGUCAUGUGACCUGAGCCACAUCCUUUCUUUCCUCUAAAGGGGACUUUGAAUUGGGUCACUUUUUCGAACCCCCGCUCCCCUCCCCCCCUUUUUGUUUGUUUUUAAGUGUGUAACAUUUCCGUUUUGGUGUAAAUACCCUCCACCAUCCCGUUGCACAUGGCAACAUCACAGCAUAUGUAGUGUGCUCUGUUUUUACUACAUCUGUACAUAUGUGUAUGUAUAAAUGACAGAAUCCUUUCUCUUUUUGUAAGAAAAGCAAAAAUAAGGUGUAAACAGUGUUUUAUCCAAUCAGAUUAGAUUUAUGACUAUAUUCUAUUGGAAGAUCUGAUGUCUAUUGGCUAUCGGACAGGAAGUUAGGGCACGGCGUGACGGCAGCCGCCGUCGGCGCAGCCUGCUUGUUUGUUUGUUUACAGAUGCCAAGCGAUGGUAGGAUGUUGUAUCUUUUCGGAGGAGAAUGUUGCGCUCAGGUUCCCCUGGCAGGACCGCUGCUCUGUACUGCCCCCCUCAGGCAAGCAGCAGUAACCAGACAAAGGAGGCGUUCAAAUCAAAGGUCAUGACUGGUUUAAUAGGUGGGUCCAGUGAAUGUGGCAUUGUAUCCCAACAGACUUUCAUGAGCAUGGUCCGAAAUCCCUGUAAUUCACACAAGUUUAUAAAUUAGCUUAGGCUAACUCUAGCCUAACCCUUAAACCCUCUAGAGUGACCUUUGCCCUGAUCCAGAAGGAGUUGAUCAUGUACGGCUGUCAUUGAGUGGAUUGUAGAAUUGAAUCAGCUGCAGUGGUCUGACAUAUCCUCUAUACAUUGUAGACAGACUUGCUGCAGUAAAAACUACAAUAUAAGCUGCAAAGUAGGGUUUGUGUCAAUAAACUUCUAACAAACGAUGUGUCAUUUUUAAGUAGAACACAUGGGCCUUUUUAUUGCUCAUUCCAAUCGUUAGUACAUGGGUAACACUUAACCAAGCAUAGCUUUGUGAAAUAGUCACUGAUUGUCCAAAAGGUACAGAAUGCAGAGGACUUAUGAUCGUGACCAGUUUAGGUUAGUUGAGGGCAGAAUCAGCUGCUUUUGGAGGAAAUGCCAGGGUGCCAUUCCGUAGCCAACACGUCACUUUGGUUUUUAACAUGAAGCAUAAUGUUGAAUGCAAAUGUUUUUCUCUAAUUUUUUUUCAAUAAUUGAAUACUUUAAUUGCGAAAAUGUUUCCAAAUAACUUACUGACAACUUAGACCCUAGAAUAGUAAUAUGGUUACAACUGUAACACUGAGCAUAAAUUCUGCAUCCACUCACUGAAUGAAUAUUCCUCUCCAAACAUGGACCAGUACGUGCUGUUCGCUGAUUUACAGUAUUUAUACAAACAUUUCUAACUAAAAUGUAUAUUAUGGUCUCAUUGUUUUCAUCUAACAAAGGAAAAGCAGCAGCACAAUAUUCCACCCUUUGCUGUUCUCCUGUUGUUAGAGUAAUGCAAGCGUAGCGGCUGAUAUUAGCUGGUUAUCAUUAGGGGCAUCUGCUCUAUCAGCCAGACUGAAAUGGGCUGCUUGUAAGAUGCCUAGUGCAGUUUUAAGACAGCGUUAGCUUGAAUGAUCCUGACAUAUCUCCCCACGUCUCUUUGAACGCACGUCGCUAGGACCUCCUGGAGAAGCAUGCCUCCGUGUUGAUGCUACUAGUUCAGCUGAACCACAGCUCAGAGAAACGCACUCUUCACCUCAGCCUCAUAGGACGCAAUAACAAUGUGGUUUGUGAUCAGUGAUCUCUGGGCAGCCUACGGGCAUCCGGUGAGAGUCUAGCGGACCCUAGAGGACAGGUACAUAAAACCUACAUCAGUCAGGCUUAGCGAUUGUUCGGACAGUAGAGCGGACUGGGAGGUAUGAAUCCUACUUAAGAAUGUUGAGUGGUGCUACUUUAAUUUCCACACAAUAACUGUUUUUCAUGGCCUAAAAUAUUUCCAGAUAAUUAGUUUGAAUUGUUUUCGUCGUAAGUGGAGGAGUAGCCUUCUUUCGGCGCAGCAAAAGAUGGGUUAGGGAAUGCAACGUGAAAAACGACGCGGAUUUCUCGGGCCCUUUCACUGGCCUCUCAUCUAAAGGACUUUCAGCUGUCAGAAUGGCAUGGAUGGAAAAACGGGAAAUCCAUAAAAACCCUAAGACUUGCUUGAUGCCAGGAAGUGGCUCCAUGCUCAGAUAUACCAGUGUCUGGUAUAUCUGCAUUCGCAAAUUAUUGUUGCCUAGUACAGGUCAAAAAGAAGGCGUUCUGUUGAACAGCACGUUAAAACAUCCUUCCUUGUAUGAAGCCAUGAUUUAAACAGACCAGUUCUGUCUUGCAGAAAUGAGCAACUUCACAAACCGACAAGCUACAUCAUCCCCUGAAGAUACAAGGCCUUAUAGCUGGACCUAUCUAUUAACCAGUACUGUGUAAAAAAAAAUAAAAAAACUUUAUAGAGAGACAUAAAUAAGCUUACUGGUCGCAAGUCACAUGAACUCACCUAACUGGAACCAGAUGUGCAGUGCUGCAGCAGACACUUCUACAUUUGGGUCACAUCCACUUGAAGCAAUAUCAGAGCGAUGGGACUUGAGCGACUGACGCAUCCGACUUCAGUGUUUAUGUGAUAGCACAACAGAAUGCAGCAGCACCUAAAUCAUUUGCGGGGGUCUCCCUGCCUUUACACGUGGUUGAGUGCUGUGUGUAUCAUCUAUCAGGUGGGAGGGAUUGAUCUGACUGACCGAUUUAUUGAUGGCUUUUCAUGUCCUCAAAUUUUUAUUUUAUUUUUGUACUAGGGUAAACACUAAUGCAACUUCAUCAAGCUGUCAGCCACUCAUGUGGCGCCUGGCAUGGUGGUCCGGGAACUGAAAAACUAAAUUCCCCAUCAAGUAUGCAGGAUACCAUCAUCAACACCAAUGGUCGACUGAAGUUCAAAUAAGCACAAAGGAAUUCAAGGGAUCAUUUGGAUCUUUAAGGUAAAGGUAUUAUCGGUAAUAGUUCCCUUACCUGUAGCUGCCAGCUGACACGUCCCUGUGGAUUUUAUAGAAAAGUGAAGAAAUGCUCUGUAUGGUGGAAAGGUAAAAGCCAACCAGGAAAUUGAUUCCUGCCAUUUCAAAGAGCUCCAACAAAAAAAGAGCUCAUACAUGUCAGAUAAUGUGUUAUAUUAUCAGAUAUUAGACAUCUCCACUUCAGCAAGAAACUUUAGCUGAGGUGGUUGCUUUGUCAACCAAACAACAUAUCACAUGAAGUUACAAUAUCUAGGGCUGCUGGGUGCACCUAUGUGGGUCAUUUCCAAACAGCUACAAGAGUCGAUUGAUGAAUCAGAGCAGAUUGGGACCUCAAAAUACAUAACAGCUAACAAAAAAAACCAAUAAAGGUUAACAGUCAGCUGGACCCAUUUUAGCAGAUUUUGCUAUAAAGUCCAACUUGUAGUGAGAAUCCUCUUAUCUGUGUGACGCAGUUCCAUUAUUUAUGGCCAUUGACGGGGCCUUGCAAUGACAUUUCGAUCAAAUGCACAUUGUGAAUGUGCAUUUGGCUGACAAUGAAGUCAUGUGUAAGUAUGGCAGGUGAAAUUGAAUCUACGACUGUGGCCAAACAGUAUACUGCCCAAAAUUAGAUUUACAGAGGCUGCCAGCUGUUUCAGCGCAUUGUUAGGCUGCAUGGAUCACAAGACCUGCAAAAGGACCAGAACAUGGCAACAAUCCAAAGCUUUACACCAUUUUUAGCAGACUUGGUGCAGACCGAUGGGUUGACACAGAUAUCUUCAGCUAUUCCAUAACGUUGGCUUGUUCAGCUGAGAAAACCUAAAAAUCUCUUGCGAAGGUGUAGUCCGUUUUCUCUGCAGAUAUAGCGCUGUGUCUGACAGAUUUAAACAUUUCAAGGCGGGCAGGUUUUAAAUGACUGGCAUGGUCAACCAGACUGUGAACCCUGUCUCAGUGCGUUAGCCAUCCACCUCCAUUCACUUUUAUAUAAAGUCACUGUGCCGUCUGGCUACCACAGGUAAGGGUCAUUGAUCACCACAGAACCUCCUUUCAGCAGUUGCAAACUCUUUCUUUUACGGCAACGCGGAUGAGCAAGCAGCAAUCAUCACCGCAUUCAGAGUCCUCCAUACUGGGCCAUUUUCUGCCUACACCUCAUGGUUGUUAAAGGAACUGCAUCGUGAAAGAUUUUAAAUACACCGUCUCCAGAGAUCUCGUCGGCCACAACCUGAGACAUUUCUAGACUGCUGCGUUUAAAAAAAAAAGCAGCUGUUUUCACCUUUUAUUGGUUGUUUUACCCUGAUACGGUGUAUAUUGUUUGGCUGUGACCAAAGCAACGGAGAUCAAACUCCAACCGGACCUAAAUGUGGUGAUGGUUGCCGCUUGGUCGACACGUCGUGUACGCACGGCGCGUCCUUCAGCUCAGUGGUGAUCAGGUUACCUUGUGGCAAAGGCAUGAUGCUGAGAGGAAGUGGGUUGACGGAAACUAUUGUUUAAUAUUGUGAAGGCCUUUCACAGCUUUAUGGAGGUCAGUCUCACACACUCUGACUCUUUUGCUACUUAAACUGAUCCUGUAUAUUUCUUCACGUUUGAUACUGUGGUGUAACUGUACUGUCCUAUAAAGCCGUGUGGGGGUUGGGGGGGGGGGGGGGGCAUUGGGACUUCCGGACUCAUGGGUGGGAGCUUCAUUCUCGAUCUUCUUUCUCUCCCUCGGUUUUUUUUGGGGGGACACACGUUCUCUCCGAUUCCUUUCUUUCUUCCAGUUCAUCACUGAAGAGUUUUCAGAAGAGCAUUUUUUUUUUUUUGUUUUUUUUUGUCGUUGCAGUUGUUGGAACGUAUCACAAACACAUUCCUGCAUCCUCUCCGUCCGUGCUGUCGUUUCUGUUGCAGAUGCUUUCCCGUCGCAACAGUUCUCGUCCAGUUCUCGCUGUCUCACGUGUAAAUAAAGUGCAUAUUUGUGUACACAUGUGCAAUACACGCUACUCAAGCAAUCUAUUACUGUGACAAAUGUUGAUGAUAAUUGCUACUUUUUGAAAGUUUCAGCCUGUUUUUUGCUCCUUGUCCUGGUGUCCUGGUGAAGGAUUAUGUUGCCGGAUCUUAAAAAAAAAAAAAAAAGGGAAGGUGACUAUUGUGAUUCUUCACUCUCAGUUUCAGGGGUUUGUGGACAUUUUAAUGAAGCCCUUUUGUGUUUAAACACUCACUGUAACAUUGUGACGAUCUUGAUUUUUUUAUUAUUAUUUUAAAGUGGGCUUGUUGUUAAAUUUGUCUGGAAACUCAAUAAAGCAAUUCACGAAGCGC
Molecule: messenger RNA, 10919 nt
Organism: Fundulus heteroclitus (mummichog)
Lineage: Eukaryota; Metazoa; Chordata; Actinopteri; Cyprinodontiformes; Fundulidae
Gene: hdac5
Product: histone deacetylase 5
Exons: 28
Coding region: 1249-4653 (1134 amino acids)
Biological process (GO): negative regulation of transcription by RNA polymerase II; chromatin organization
Cellular component (GO): histone deacetylase complex
Molecular function (GO): histone deacetylase activity
Source: RefSeq, a predicted model, not a curated record